UCAACUACCACUCUUUCCAUCCGAUCAACAUGAAACUCAACGUAGCAUCAAACUUCAUCACCCGUGUGAUGCAGAUAACCACCUAUAAUCCGACAUCAGAACAACACAAACACCAAAUCUUCCAAAUUUUAAGACAGAACGACUACCCUUCAUCGCUGAUCAACAGGAUGAUCAACCACAUUAGCCACAACAAACUCCAAGCACAUUCAAACCAUGAAACAUCAACCACCGAGCAUAAUUCGAACCGUCAACAUUCACCACAAAUGACCAACCAUCACCCACCACCGCCACCAUCGUCCACUGGAACGCCGCCACGAAGUGCAACAUCAACAUCAACAUCUAGCCCACACAUCUCGACCAUUGAAAAUCCGCCAAUCACCAAUCCACAACAAGAUAGUCACCACCAAAUCAGCGAAGUAAAAUAUCGAUCGAUGCCAAACAUCCCACUGCUCACUCGUACCAUCUCCACAAUCCUAAAAAAAGACUACAGUCAGAUAAAAAUAGCAACUCGUAACAUCAAAACAGUAAAAUCCUUGCUAAAACCAGUAAAAGAUCCAAUACUCCAAAGUGAACAACAUAACAUCAUCUAUAGGAUACCAUGCAACAACUGUGACAAUGUUUACAUCGGUAUGACAACCAAUCAUCUAAAAAAACGAAUCAGUGGACAUAAAUCUGACAUCAAUAAGAUUGCCAAUACCCCUACAGAUAGCAAUAUACAUGCAAAAACAGCCCUUAUACAACAUAUUAUAGAUCAUCACCACACAUUUAAUCUUGACAGUACAACAAUAGUAGAUCGUACUCUAAGAUCGUCAGCGCUACCAAUGUUAGAGAUGUGCCACAUACACAACACACCCAAAACUGUAAAUUUCCGUACAGACGUAGAUGGCCUCAAUACAGCUUACGCCGGAAUAUUACACACCAUCAAAAAAGCUAACUCUCUCAGAGAGCUAGCUACCAACAACUCACAGCAUAGUAUCACAGAAACUUUCGAACAGUUAGAACAGUAACAUUACGCCAUCUUCAAAAUAACAGUUGAACAGUGUCUCGUAGAUCAGUGUAGUGCAUGUCAUUGUUAAUAGUGAAAAAGUGUCCCAAAUCCGUUCACCCAAACCAAAUGAAUAUUAUUGUAAGUUUCAUCGUACAUGUCCCGAGUAAUCAAUGUUAACAUACGCAAUAUUUAUAGGAAUACAAGAAGCCCCCCCUUAAACAUAACGGCAAUAAGUUUCGAAACGAAAAACGGUAGACAGUUUUACCCUUGAUAAAGGCCAAAUACAGAGUGCCGAAACGUUGGGCAAAACAAAACUUUCCGUUUUGAUUUCCCUAGACUGAGAAAGCCAUAAA
This is a messenger RNA of Aedes aegypti (yellow fever mosquito), 1341 nucleotides long. RefSeq lists its product as uncharacterized. NCBI's taxonomy places the organism in Eukaryota, Metazoa, Arthropoda, Insecta, Diptera, Culicidae. Bases 30 to 1007 code for a protein of 325 amino acids. The record is from RefSeq and is a predicted model, not a curated record. The transcript is spliced from 2 exons.